Messenger RNA from Dovyalis caffra, 297 nucleotides. Lineage: Eukaryota; Viridiplantae; Streptophyta; Magnoliopsida; Malpighiales; Salicaceae. The record is from the annotation of a GenBank genome assembly.
AUGUUGCCAACUCCAAGCAGUUCAGAAUUGAGGUCAGAAUUGAGGCUUACUGAACCUCUGUCCUUUCCUUCCGCAUCAUAUAAUGGAGGCGUUUCAAAUCAGAUAUUGGUCACUGAUGCUCAGCUGACAGGAGACUGGAAACAUGCAAUGUGUGUGGCCAAAGAUAUGCUGUAUUUGGAAGUGAUGCCCCACUGCCCCCUUUGUCAGCCGCCAGUUCUGCUGUGCUUCCGGUUUCAUUUCAGAAAGGAUGGGUGCAGGGGCCAGGGUAGUACAUGUUAUGCAGCUGCUGCAUGCUAG